AUGUUGCAGCUGCUACUUGCGACGAAAACUCGGCAGGAGCUGUUGCAGGACACCGGUGAUGCACAUGGAGCUGCACUCACUCGCUCGCUCACCACAUGGGACUUGCUGGCCAUCGGUGUGGGCUCAACGGUGGGCACAGGGGUGUUCUCCAUCACAAGCCAAGUAGCCGCGCAGCAGGCCGGUCCUGCCGUCCUGCUCUGUUGGUGCGCCGGUGGUGCUGGCUGCAUGCUUUCCGCGCUCGCCUACAUGGAACUCUCGGCAAGGCUGCCUGUGGCGGGAUCUGUGUAUGCGUUUGCAUACCAUGCUCUGGGAGAGGUCUUUGCCGUGGUCGGUGCGGGCUGCAUUACUCUGGAGUAUGGGAUCUCUGCUUCCGCUGUGGCUGCAAACUGGGGUGACAAGUUCAGGACUCUGGUGGCCUCGCUGGGAGCACCAUCCUUUGCUUCCCAUCUUACCACGAAGAUUGGCCCAGCGACACUGUCAUUGCCAGCGCUGGUAGUUCUCUUGCUGGUCACCGCAUUGGUCUAUGUUGGUGGAGAUCUGGGAAAGCGUUUCGCACGAGUUUCGUCGGCCUUGGCGGUGCUCUUAAUCCUCCUGAUGGUCCGGGACCCGGGAGAAGAGCUCCCCGAGCUUUCAAUGCAGUUGAUUUCGGAAAUGCUGAGCAAUUUGUCAGAGAUGGAUCCUUGCGGCAGCACAGACCAUGGCAUGUUCAGCGUUGCAGCAUCUUCAGAGCCGCUAGGAGCUCGCCUUAUCUUAUCUCCAAGAACGGGUGUAAACUCUGUGCUGGUGAUGCACAGCAACUAG
Symbiodinium necroappetens is the source of this 801-nucleotide messenger RNA. The record is from the annotation of a GenBank genome assembly. NCBI's taxonomy places the organism in Eukaryota, Dinophyceae, Suessiales, Symbiodiniaceae.